Molecule: messenger RNA, 1321 nt
Organism: Hibiscus syriacus
Lineage: Eukaryota; Viridiplantae; Streptophyta; Magnoliopsida; Malvales; Malvaceae
Product: F-box protein SKIP8-like
Exons: 3
Coding region: 212-1123 (303 amino acids)
Molecular function (GO): protein binding
Source: RefSeq, a predicted model, not a curated record
CCAUUUUCGUCGCUGUCACGAUUCUCCGUUCUCUCUUUCUGCAACAAAAUUGAAUCCUGUUUAAAUUUUUAUACCUUUUGUAAAAACCUUAAAAAAAACUAUUACCCAAAAAACCAAAGAGUUUUCGCCGUCUUAAUUAGUUACCUAUUUGGAAUCACUGGAGAUUUCUAGGGUUUUAUUUCAUGUACGACGGAGCUUUAAUGUCUUAUGAAUGGAGAUUUCCUACAACCCCUCCAUCGCUCUCCAGUCCCAUCAGUCAUUGAUCAUAGCCACAAUCGUUACCCUCCUCCCCCUCCUCCUCGCCGUCUGGUCAUUAUUCAAGAGGCCCCACAAAUCCAACGUCUCCGCUCCCGCCACGUCAACCGGGAAAGAGGAAACAAGACAAGCCACACCCUCUUCUUCCUGCAACGGAGCCACCGAUUCCGCGGCGUUCCUUAACGACGGUAGGGCUGGUGCCGUGGAUGAGGAAAUGGUAACGGCGGAUGUUUCCAAGGUAGCGGCGGAGAUGCAGAGCGGGGCGUCAAUGAUGGAGCAGCUGGUGCCCGAGAUUACCACUCACGCGCUUAGUUACCUGGAUUAUCCGAGCCUUUGCCGGCUUUCUAUGACUAAUUCGCUGAUGAGGAAGGCCGCCAAUGAUGAUAAUGCUUGGAAAGCACUUUAUCACAAGGAUUUUACGUUGGAGCAAGAUAGUGUAACACCGGUUAAUGGGUGGAAGGCAUACUAUGCAGCUACAAGAGCCAUAAUGAAUGUUAAUACAGAAUUCUUUAACAUCAUCAGGAGUAGGUCUUUUCCUGCUAUGAGUUGUUUUUGGCUGAAUGCGGAUUAUGUAAAGUGUAUUCACGCAUCGGGAGAACAUUAUUCAGGGUAUAAUGCUGUAAUACAGAGUUGGCAGGUUGCAUUUAAUUGGGAGCAAGAUGUUGAUUUUCAGGUUAGAGAUGUUCGAGCCCGGGUACUGACAGACAUGGCAUGGGUUACAAUGAAAACCUUUGUUGACAUAGAUAGCGGACCGUUUAACAUGACGAACGUCUUUGAGUUCCAUCACGGACGGUGGUACCUUGUACAUCACCACAGCUCAGUAAUGCUGCCUGCCGGUGGGGACAUGGGACAACAGAUUCAUGGAUAACAGAAGAUGGAGAGUUAAAUUCGAAGUGAUAAUUUUAGUAGUAGCUUCAAAACAUGGUACUGGUAAUUUUAUUUGGUUACCAAAAGCAAGUUGCUUGAAAUUUCCGUGGAAUGUCUUUUCAAUGAUCCUUAUAUUUUUGGCUUUGCCAUCUCAGUUUUGGGUAUUUUCUGGUAAAUGGGGGACUCUUUACGUUUUUGU